Molecule: messenger RNA, 2930 nt
Organism: Oncorhynchus kisutch (coho salmon)
Lineage: Eukaryota; Metazoa; Chordata; Actinopteri; Salmoniformes; Salmonidae
Gene: golm1
Product: golgi membrane protein 1
Exons: 12
Coding region: 1113-2216 (367 amino acids)
Cellular component (GO): Golgi apparatus
Source: RefSeq, a predicted model, not a curated record
GAGCAAAUAUCUAUACAGAUGAAAGCCUCCGGGUCAAAAUGACCCACAACAUCAUGUUUGUAUACAAAAUCUACAGACAUUCCACAACACAUCAGUUCGUGUCCACAUUUUGAAAUUAGGUUCAUGACCUAAAAUGAGGAAAACUCAUUUAAAUCCAUGGAGAAAAAGAGACAUUAACUAGCAUUUUAGACAACUCAAACGUGGAAAUGGCUAAAAUUGACCCGCAACAUAAUAGUAGGGUUAGGGUAUCUUUACCUAUACUCAAGUAUGAGAAUUGGGUACUUUUUCUACCACUGCUAUCAAUUUCUAUGGUUUAGCGCAGUAGUGCGAAAAGGGCGUCAUUGAUUAGAGGGGAAUAAUGAAAACCAGAAGUGUCCUCUCCUCAAAAUGUGUGGGAGGAAAAGUAAAAACAAUUAAAGAAAAUGAUUGUACUAAAGGUAUAGUUGAUAAACUAUGUCCUUUCAAUUUGGCAUCCAUGCCAUUUUCUUGUUUUGUUUGUCUCUAACGUGCUUGUAUACACAUUCCAUGGGACUACUACUUGCAGAAAAGGGCUGAUACAGCUUCCAUAGAUGGCUGCCUGCUACUUUUAGCAGGAUCGGUGGUAUCUGGGAUAUUGGGUACCUACCCAAUUGAAGUAAGUUGUGGACAUCCCAGGGAAAUAGAAUAGCACUAACCCUUGUUACAGUGUUGGCAUCACUUGACUCCACUUCCGCGUUUUCAAGCAAGCCAGCGAAACAUCACAGCUUCCUCCCCCUCCCAACGAGAAUGGAAAUCAGACUGCAACAGUGCUGAAUAUUAAUUGAACUAGCUAUGUAAAGUCUCGUAGCUAGCUUAUAAAUUGAACGGACCAUUCACUGUCAAAACAUAUCCUUGCUUAAACAGUGAAGCGGCUUUCAGGAGGAAAUGGGGGGGUUGGGUAAUGGUCGUCGAGGGGGGCGGUCUCCUCCUCUUAUGAUUGGUGCUCUGAUCGCUUGUGUCCUUGUCCUGGGUUUCAACUACUGGGUCUCGAACUCACGGAACUUGGAGUUACAGUCCGUGUUUUUGAAGUGGAUUGGAAACGAGGCCGAGCCAGUUGGAGAAGUUGUAUGGAGAAAGGCAAGCUGUUUAGAUGAAUGAAUAUGACAAAGCUGUACGAGUUGGAAGCGCAGAUGCGUCGGGCGGCGUCAGAACGUGGGGCAGUGGAGGUGAAGAAGAACGAGUUCCAGGAAGAGAUUCAGCGGCUGAAAGAGGAGAGCAGCCGCAUGCAGAGCCUGAACAAGAGGCUGGAGGGAGUCCACAACACCUGUAGCCAGGAAAAGGCAAACCAACUGAUAAAUAUAUCCUCCAGUACCAAAGUAAUACAGGACCUGAAAAAUCAGUUAAAUGAGCUAAAUGAGGACCUGGGUAAAGUUCAGAAAGAGUUCCAGAGUUGCCAAGGCAAUCUGAACACCCUGAACAAAAAACUCACCUAUGACAUGACUCAGUGUAACACUCAGAUACUAGCACAGAGGGAGGACUGUGCUGAAAAGGUGGCUGCAGCCAAGCGGGAAGUUCAGAAGAAACUGGAGAUGAAGAACCCAGCAGUGUCCUCCCAGACAAAUGCAGCACCCACACAGAAAAUUGGCUCCACUGAGGUGGGCGUGCCAGAUAAAGAGGGGCCUGGGAAGGCAGGGCUGGAUGACACUAAGACUACUCCUGUCCACGGCCACGCCCCUGAACCAUCAGCGGCCAAAGGUCCUGCAGUGGACCUCAAAACCUCAGAGCUGGAGACCAAUGAGAUCGCAGUAGACAAAGCUCUCGACACUCCUGCGCUAUCCCCUAAAGAGUCCCUGCCCUCCGCUGAUGCUAAGGGGGACCAACCGGGGCCUGUAGAGGGGGCCAGUAAGCCCCGGAAAAAUAACCUGACCGAGGACACUGAGCUGGAGGUGAUGGAAACACACGGAGGAGAGCCUCAGAUAGAGGAUGCCGACCCUGGUGCUGAUGACAUUCAGCUUAGCCAGUGGAAGGAAGAAGAGGCUCCUAUUGGUCAGGAGAAGGUGGAGGAUCCUGAGGAGGAUUACGACGCAGACAAGCCGAUAGUGGGCGGGGUCGACCCAGACCAACGGAACCAGAUGGCUGAGAACAUAGAUAAGGAGGCUGAACGGGAAAUGCAGGAAGAGCUGGCGGACUACAACGGAGACGACGAGAACGAAGGAGAGUUUGAGGCUGACAAACAGGCAGAGCUCGCUCAGUUCUGAGGUGGUUGGAGAAAGGUGGGAGCUAAGACCCUCCUCAAUCCACUACCGAACCAGGAAGGGACUACAGCUCCUCAACAGAACUGUUGUCAAGACUACCGUCUGUGUAAGACUUCUGCUCUUUCAGUGAAAGCAUCUCACGGUUCGCCUUAAUAUACUCAAGUCUUCUGCAGUGAAUGUAUAUUUUGUCAGGAAAACAGACUUUGGAUUUCAGAACUGCUAUAACCAUGGGUGAAACGAUAGUUUGUGAUAACAUCCCAGAUCGUGCUGAUAGAACUGUACUCCGAUUCACACUCUAGUCUUGAUAGUGACUUAAUGUGCAGUUUGUUACACUUAGCAGUUCUUACAGUAGUUUCAUAAACCAAUAGAAAAUGAGAUGUCCUGCUGUAUGACAAUGUGAAUAAGGUUUUUGUUUCAUAAUUUGAAAUGUUUGCAGGGAUCAUUCAACCCUAAGCUUGAUGGUCAUGUAACUAUUUUGUAACUUGUUGGUAAAAGUGGCCUCUGUGCACCAGGCAGACCCACUACUGUAAAUGUUUCAGAUACGAUUUUUUUUUUUUAUAGCCCACUCAAAAUGGUAAUUAUGGUUGAACACAGGUUUUUUUUCUUUCUAUUUAGAUUGUAACAAUGGAUUUGUUGCUUACUGAACUGUUAAAUAAUCUGUUUUUUAUUGAGGAAAUGUAGCACAGAAGGAUGACAAAAUAAAUCAUUUUAAUACCA